Messenger RNA from Pangasianodon hypophthalmus (striped catfish), 4103 nucleotides. It is a transcript of the gene heg1, whose product is annotated as heart development protein with EGF-like domains 1. The coding region runs from base 206 to 3124 and encodes 972 amino acids. Gene Ontology annotation, biological process: heart development. Gene Ontology annotation, molecular function: calcium ion binding. NCBI's taxonomy places the organism in Eukaryota, Metazoa, Chordata, Actinopteri, Siluriformes, Pangasiidae. The transcript has 13 exons. The record is from RefSeq and is a predicted model, not a curated record.
CGCCCGGCCCGGGAUGUGAGACAGGGACUUGUGUUGUGCAGAAAUAAAAAGCGCUCUCGCUCAACCUCAUGAACUUUUAGCGACGUUUCUGCCUUUUACACAUGGAGACCUGACGAAAGACACGCUUUCCGAUGCUGACCCGGAUCAUUUCGCCGUGUUAUUUAUUAUUAAGUCCUCAAUAUUUCUGUCGUUUUUUUUCUUCAUCAUGGAAGCGCGUGCUUCGGGGCGCACUCGCGGUCUAAUGCUCGUGGUAGUUUUGUCUCUGUUCAAACCAACUGCUGGGGCUUUUGCGGGCAGCGCUUCGGUGACUGAAACUUCUUUAUCUACCGACACUGAGGAUGCAGAGCAAGCCAGCGAUUUUACAACUUCCUCUAGAGCAGUGACCAGCGAGAGGACAGCGAGGUUUGGAUACUCUUCCACAUCAGAAAUCUCAGAUCUCCAUCCGAGUUUUACAGAGAGGGAAUCUCACACUGCCAUUGAUCAGAGUUCUUUCACUGAGGUCAUGGAGAGCCAGACAUUACAACACAGAUCAGACAUGUCCACUGAGUUGCAGAAAUCCAGCCCUGCAUUCAGCACUAACACAGUGACUGAGCGGGAAGAUCCUUCUACAAUAGCCAACAUCACUGAUGCUGAUACAGUAACAAAGUGGCAACCUGAACCCAGGACUGAGAGAGAUGUCACUGACAAAAAGCUAACUGAGCAGGAACACACAGAACAGGAUACUACAGAAUCUGGUUCAAACACUGAUAGCACCUAUAUCUCCACCACACUUAGCCAUGUUGGAGAGGACACUCUGCUGUCCAUCACAUCCAACAGCACCUCUCCAUACGUGGAAGACACUAGCUCCAGCAUCUCGGAGACAGCUCCACAUGCGGUCACUGGGCAGGUGGAGAAGACAGGGGUAACUCAGCAUAUGGAGCACACUGAGAAUGCGUUGUUUACUGAAUCUGGUCAUAGUGAGACAAUGUUGGAGGAUUUCCUUACAAAUGCCACCCAAAAGGAGGUCUUUGAGACUGAGGUCUCUCAUGGUUCCCAGACUACCCAGUCUCACACAAGACAGCCCACUGUCACAGGAUCAGAUUUUGAGUCUAUGCCUAAGACUAGCAACCCCAGCUCCACUCCACCUCUUACAGUUAUCAACAGCUCUGACAGUGAGACGGACACCACAGCUGAUUCUUCCACCGACCAGAACUUCUAUACAGACAGCAGCUCAUCUUCAUCUUUCAUCCCUCCGUUUGUCCCUCCAGAGGAUACUCAUACCAAUGUGUCUCUCCAGGGCGGCGAGACCACUGAGACUCCUACAGGUCCUAUGAGUACCAGUACAGGUGACAAACCAGAUGAGCCCCAGACAUUUAUGGAAGAAACUACUAUUCCUGGUCUGACUGCUGUACCUUCCACUCUCUGGUAUACGACCAUCAGUGAGGAUGAGUCCCAAUCCACCCAGCAGACCUUUGUCUCCCAAACCGAUAGUCCUCCAGAGCCCACAGGGGUGCUGAGCACAACUGCAGGAUCUACGACCCACAAGCCAUCACUUACAGAAGAGGACACACCUAAGGCUAGCACUGUCCCUCUUACUAGCAUCUCGCUAGAUAGCACAAGCACCACAGUGCCACUUACGUCACAUCAUUUUCAAGCCAGCACCACUGCCAAGGCUCACAGUACGCCACACAGUACCCUCUCUGCAACGGAGACCACUAAGAAGACCACACCCACCACAGAACAGCACCACCCCACCACUGGAACAGCCACUCCCUCUCUGUCCGCCAGCUCAUCCCAAUCUGGAGCUGGUGCUACUGAUGUGAGCACGCUGCAUAUUGAGACCAGCACUGCUACACCCGGCAGCACCACAGCGCACAGCCAGCACACCACUGCAUCCUACCAUAAGAGCACUCCCACCACGAGCACUGCGGUAAUAACCACAGGAAAGCGCACUAAGACUGAAGCCACAACCACACAGAUGCCUGUGAAGUUAAGCCUGACUCCUGGUCACAUGUGUAGGCCUCACCUCUGUAAAAAUGGAGGCAAAUGUGUAUUGACUUCGAGUGGCUACAGGUGCGAGUGUCUGCCCGCCUGGACAGGAGAAAACUGCACUGAGGAUGUGGAUGAGUGUGUGAGCAGCCCGUGCCCUCAAAACUUGGUGUGUGUGAACACCAGGGGCUCAUUCAGCUGUGAAUGUCCCCUGGGUUAUGACCUGCAAGAUGGACGAAGCUGUAUACAAACAAAGACGUUCUUCGGGAUUUUCACUGUGAACAGUUCUCUGCAUGACUCACACAGAGAGAUCUUACAGUUGUUGAAUGCCUCACUCUCCAACCUGCGUGAUUAUAGACGUUCAACUCUGCGGGAUUUGGACAGGUUACACAUCUUGGCUGUGAACAUGUUCUCUAUGUCUGCUGAGGUGACCUGCACUGACAUCUUCUUUAGGAUCCAGAUGUCUCUCAGAAACUGCAACAAACCACAGUCCCACUGCUCCUUAAAGCUUCAACACCAGCUCACUUAUCAAGUGGGGAGUCUUUGCUCAGCCCAGAGUGGAUGUGACACUCAGUAUGCUGUGUGCAAUGAUACUGAUGGAAACCCAUACUGCCAGUGCCAUGAAGGAUACUUCAAAAAGAACCCAGAGGACAGCACGUGUAGAGACUGUGGCGAUGGCUUUAGGCUUGUUAAUGGAACUUGUGUGGAAUGUCCAUUUGGAUUUGGGGGAUUCAACUGCAAUAAUUUUUAUGGGCUGAUAGCAAAGGUGGUUUCUCCUGCUGCCGGGGGGUUGUUGCUCAUCGUCAUCAUUGCUCUUGUCGUAACCUGUUGUAGGAAGGACAAGAAUGACAUUAAUAAAAUAAUCUUCAAAAGUGGGGAUCUUCAAAUGUCUCCAUAUGGUGAAUUUCCCAAGAGUAAUCGUGUAUCAAUGGAGUGGGGCAGGGAGACCAUUGAGAUGCAAGAAAAUGGCAGUACCAAGAACCUCUUGCAGAUGACCGAUAUCUAUUACUCUCCAGCUCUGCGAAAUGCCGAUCUGGAGAGGAACGGGCUUUAUCCAUUCUCGGGCCUGCCUGGUUCACGGCACUCCUGCAUUUACCCCGCUCAGUGGAACCCAUCAUUCAUCAGUGACGACUCACGGCGGAGGGAUUAUUUUUGACACCACACUGCCUUGGACUGAGUCAUCAGUGUACUCAUAAGGAAUGUAGCAAAAGCUCUAUAGCAAGAUGGAGCUAACCGUGGAUAGGAACAGCACUGACCACUAAGUAGCCUAUGAAUGUGAAAAUGAGCUGGCAGGAAAGAAUUCAAAAUCAUUUCAUGCACUUCUUAGAACUGUGAAGUAAUCACAAGGGGAAUUGCGCUCAAUAUAAAUGCUGUUAGCAAAUCCAGUGUUGCACUUCAAUCUCUCAACACAGACGUUUGAUCUCAAAUGGAAUAAGCCAUAGAAGUACAUUUGAAGAAACACAUUUGAAGAAAGGCAAAUGAUACACCUGCUAGGGUAGUGUAAACGUGUGCAUAUGUCUGUACAAGCUUAUUGUAUUUAAGCCUGAGAAGUUUGUAGGAGAUCUCUUUAAAAGCUGGUAAACUGUACAAAUGGUAUAUUGCUGUAGAUCGUUUUAUCAGUAGAUGUAGCAAGACAAAGUAGGUCCUUAUAUUAACAUUCACUUAAGGACAUGCAGUGAAUUAAAAUGCACUUGGUGCUAUUUCUUUACAUAAUGUAGACUAUGGCACUAUAUCCAUGAUACCACAAAGAACAGUGCAACAUGAUUAUUUAUUCAAUUAACUUAAUGUCAUUUCCAGAUAAAUAUGCAUUAGAUAUAUAGUUAGAUAUAAUUUCACACAUCAUGAUCUAUGGAACAACCUUAUGGUGUGUGUGUGUGUGCGUGUGUAUGCAUGCAUGCGUGUGUGUGUGUGUGUGUGUGUGUGUGUGUGUGUGUGAGUGUGUGUGUGCACCAAAUACCUGCUAUUUUGCUACAUGUGUGUUUAUAAGGUGGAUUAUAUUUUUGUCAAUAACGUACAUUUUUAAUAGCUGAAGUAUUCUUUUAUGCCUACAAGUAUUUUCUUUUCUCCCCUGUGGAUGGUCACUUAAAUCUGGCGUUUUAGUCAGACAUAUUUAAAUAAAGCAGCAGUGAUGUUCA